UUGCUCGUCAAAAUCCACCAUUUUAGGUGUCCGUCUGUCCCCCUUGAAGCGCAAAAUAAACCCUCUCGGCUCUCCCUCUUCCUACACUUUCUCUCACUAUUUUCUCACUCACUUUCUCUCCUUCCUCCUCUCAUUCCUCAUUGCCUGCCUUAACACCAAAACCAAAACUUCAAAACUUCAAAAACCCAAAAAAAAAAAGAUAAAGAAAAAAAAAACAGAGGAUACUUCCAGAGCUCGUAGCAAUGGAAGCUCCCGAGUAUUUUCAGAACAGUUUCUGCCCACAAUUCACACCGGAAAAGCGCCACUCUUUUGACAAUAAUAACAAUAAGGCCACCAAUGGCGGUGGCGGUGGCGGGGACCAUUUCAUGGUGGAGGACCUUCUCGACUUUUCCAAUGACGACGCGGUGAUAACCGACGGUGGUGCUACUUUUGAUAACGUCACCGGAAACUCUACUGACUCUUCCACCCUCACAGUCGUCGACAGCUGCAAUUCUUCUUCCUUAUCGGGCUCCGAACCCAAUGUCAUCCCCGAUAUCGGGUCCAGAAAUAUCGCAGAAGGCCCAUUCUCCAGUGACCUCUGCGUCCCGUACGACGAUUUAGCUGAGCUCGAAUGGCUUUCGAAUUUCGUGGAGGAGUCGUUUUCCAGCGAGGACCUGCAGAAGCUGCAGCUGAUAUCAGGAAUGAAAGCCCGACCCGAUGAGGCAGCUUCCGAGACCCGACAAUUCCAACCCGAACGCAACCGAAACGACAACGCUCAGAACACCACCACCACCAACAACAACCCGAUAUUCAACCCGGACGUUUCGGUACCCGCCAAGGCCAGAAGCAAACGGUCCCGGGCCGCCCCAUGCAACUGGACCUCCCGCCUCCUCCUCCUCUCCCAGCCGACGUCGUCCUCGGAGCAAUCCGACGUCGUUUCAAGUGGGCCGGGAUCUCCGUUACCGCCGCCGUCAACCACCGGGAAGAAAACGGUGAAGUCGGCCCCGAAGAAGAAGGAGAGCCCAGAGGGUCCGGGAGGAGGGCCGGGGGAAGGCCGGAAGUGCCUGCAUUGCGCGACGGACAAGACGCCGCAGUGGCGGACAGGGCCCAUGGGUCCGAAGACGCUGUGCAACGCGUGUGGGGUCCGGUACAAGUCAGGUCGGCUCGUACCCGAGUACCGACCCGCCUCGAGCCCGACGUUCGUGCUGACGAAGCACUCCAACUCACACCGCAAGGUGCUGGAGCUUCGGCGCCAGAAGGAGAUGGUGAGGGCGCAGCCGCAGUUUAUUCACCAAGUACCGCCGCAGCAGCAUCACCACCACCACCAUCAUCACCAUCAGAACAUGGUUUUCGAUGUAUCCAAUGGUGGAGAUUACUUGAUUCACCAACACGCGGGGCCCGACUUCCGGCAGCUGAUCUAGUGGGAAGCGUACUAGAGUAGCUAAAACUAGGCAACUUUUCGGGGUUAAUUUAGCGGGGCCCAGUUGAUCUUCUUCUUCCUUUUUCUUUUUUUCUUUUUUAAUUAA
This is a messenger RNA of Prunus mume (Japanese apricot), 1505 nucleotides long. The record is from RefSeq and is a predicted model, not a curated record. Lineage: Eukaryota; Viridiplantae; Streptophyta; Magnoliopsida; Rosales; Rosaceae.